Molecule: messenger RNA, 1990 nt
Organism: Calidris pugnax (ruff)
Lineage: Eukaryota; Metazoa; Chordata; Aves; Charadriiformes; Scolopacidae
Gene: NAA20
Product: N(alpha)-acetyltransferase 20, NatB catalytic subunit
Exons: 7
Coding region: 88-624 (178 amino acids)
Biological process (GO): N-terminal peptidyl-methionine acetylation
Cellular component (GO): NatB complex
Molecular function (GO): protein-N-terminal amino-acid acetyltransferase activity
Source: RefSeq, a predicted model, not a curated record
CUGGUCGGCGGAAGUGACGCUUAGCGGCGGGAGCGCUUCCUGGUCGGCGUUACCGGUGCCGGGCCCAGCGGCAGCAACAGCCUCCUCAUGACGACGCUCCGCGCCUUCACCUGCGACGACCUUUUCCGCUUCAACAACAUCAACCUGGACCCGCUGACGGAGACCUAUGGGAUCCCCUUCUACCUGCAGUACCUGGCCCACUGGCCCGAGUACUUCAUCGUCGCCGAGGCGCCCGGCGGGGAGCUGAUGGGCUACAUAAUGGGUAAAGCAGAAGGCUCUGUGGCUCGGGAGGAAUGGCACGGCCACGUUACAGCUCUCUCUGUCGCACCCGAAUUUCGACGGCUGGGUUUGGCCGCUAAAUUGAUGGAACUACUGGAAGAAAUUUCAGAAAAAAAGGGUGGAUUUUUCGUCGAUCUCUUUGUGAGGGUAUCGAACCAGGUUGCGGUAAAUAUGUACAAGCAGCUGGGCUACAGCGUGUACCGCACGGUGUUGGAGUACUACUCUGCCAGCAGCGGGGAGCCAGAUGAAGAUGCUUAUGAUAUGAGAAAAGCUCUCUCCAGAGAUACAGAGAAGAAAUCAAUUAUACCUCUGCCUCAUCCUGUCAGACCAGAAGACAUUGAGUAACUGCACGGGACUGAACUCGGGCUCAUUGUUGGUUUGAAAAAGCCAGAAAACCAAAGCAGCCGAGGCUUUUUCUUCCCCGUGGACUCUGAAGACCAGCUCUGUGUCCUGCGGCCCCACACACCCCUCACCCUGCUGUGUCUGCUGAAGGAACAUGUGGUAAAGAUUUCUGGUUUUCUCGUCCUCUUCUUGCUCAAUUUGAAGGUCAGUGCAGGAUUUCCAAAGAACCUGGAAAAGCAAAGUCCCUCCUUAUGUUCACGGCAUCUUCAAACGACCCUGGAUCCAACACUGAGAUAAUGCAAUUUUUGUUGGUUUUUUUUUUUUUUUUAAUGGAGGAGCAUGGAAUUUGCAGAAAUAAAAUUUAGUGAUCAGAGUAUUAAUUGAUCAUAGAAGCCAGGAUUAAGCCUUAUUGAAUUAUGUGCACGUAAUCCGUGCAGCUUACUCCUGUAAGCUUGUUUCUCCCUCCAUGUGUUACGAUGGUGAGUUUUAUAGCCCUGCACACCCUGCCAAGAGACAGAUGCCAAAUUAAUGAGACAUGGGCUAAGCCACUAUGGAAAGCAGUUCUGUUCAAGCUGGUAGAUUGUUUACAUUUUAAUUAGCCAGACUGUGUAAUAAAUACUGUUUUAUUUUCCUGUCUUUCUUCCAUCCUUAUAUCCAGCUUUCUAUCCUGUUUUUCCUCUUCCUUUCUGCCCAGUGUCCUGUCUCUCAUGUUGCUCUCGUGUUCUCUCUGCUCCCCAUCCCCUUCCCCAUCUCUAUUGUGCACUCUCUUGGUUCGUUCUGGUUUUUUGUUGUUUUUUUUCUUUGUAAAAAGUUCCCUGUGCCUUUUCUUUUACUCCCCCGUUCCUCUGCCUUGCGCCGUGUCUCUCCCACUCUGUCCUGCUCACUCCCCCUCUUUUUCUCACUCUCUCCCACCCUCCUGCUCCCUGACUCUCUUUCCCCCUGUUGCUCUGUCCUCCUGUCGUUUUCCCUUCCCCCCGCUGGUUCCUCUCCCUCUCCCUGUUUUGUUCCCUGCUGCCCUGUCCUGCUCCCUGGCCCAUUGUUCCUCACUGUGUCCCUCUGCUCCCCGCCCCUCUUCUUUUUAAUCCCUCUCUGUCAUCUGCCCAUCCCGGGUUUUGUUCAUCUCCACCCUCCUCCCCACCCUUAUUUUUCUUUCUGUCCUGCCCCCACUCCUUCUUUCUGCCUCUUUUCCUCCAUCCCUGCUGUUUCUUUCUCCAUCUCUGGCCUGCUCCCUUGUUCCCCUCUCUCUGUGCCUCUUUUAUUCUUGUCCCUGCCUUUCCUGCCUUUUUCUUGCUGUCCCCUUUGCUGCCUCACACUCUCUCACACGUCACGGUGAUCCCUGCCAUUAACAAUAUAAAUCCCAUUAACAAAA